Emys orbicularis (European pond turtle) is the source of this 1071-nucleotide messenger RNA. Its product is annotated as inhibin beta C chain-like. The coding region runs from base 1 to 1071 and encodes 356 amino acids. Gene Ontology annotation, cellular component: extracellular region. The record is from RefSeq and is a predicted model, not a curated record. Gene Ontology annotation, molecular function: cytokine activity; growth factor activity; hormone activity. Lineage: Eukaryota; Metazoa; Chordata; Testudines; Emydidae. The transcript is spliced from 2 exons.
AUGGCCACCGGACAAGCCCUCCUGCUGUUAAUACUCAUCGGAGUAGCCGAGCCCGGGGCAGGUCGAUGCCCUGCCUGCGAGAUGGCAGCCCUGGACCCAGGCGUGCAGAAGGCGUUCCUCAUUGAGCUAGCAAAGCAGAGUAUUCUCUCCAAGCUGCACUUGAAGGAGCGACCCAAUGUGACCCAGCCAGUCUUCAGCGCUGGCCUCCUGACAGCUCUGGGGAGGCUCCGUGUCGGGCGCACGACCCCGAGCGUCACGUUGGAGAUGCCGAGCCAGAGCCCCAAGACGGAUGAGCAAGACUAUGAGAUUCUCAGCUUUGCUGAGCCAGGGCCCUCCGCUCCCAACAGGACACGUCUGCACUUCCACUUCACCCAGGAUGCCGGCAGAAGCGUGCAAAUCCUCCAUGCCGACAUGUACGUGUUCCUGGCAGCCCCCGGUGGCCCCGCGUGCAGGGUCACGGCAAAGCUGCUGUUGUCCGAGCCGGGCGAUGCAAACCCGACGCUGGUCGGCAGGAGGCAGCUGGAGGUGAAGCGGGGAGGCUGGGCCGCAAUGGAGGUGAGGACAGCUGUCCAGAGCUUCUUCAGCAAAGGCAGCCAGAGACUAACGGCGGAGCUGGAGCUUGAAGGAAGCCUGGAGCCUGCCCUGCUUCUCAGCAGCAGCGACUCUCACCGGCCGUUCAUCGUGGCCAAGGCCCGGGCCAGGCCCCGACACCGGAUUCGCCGCCGGGCCGUCGAGUGCAAUAGCAAGUCCAGGACGUGCUGCAGGAAGCAGUUCUUCGUUGACUUCAAGGAGAUCGGCUGGGAGGACUGGAUCAUCCAGCCGGAGGGCUACCGCAUGAACUACUGCACGGGGCCCUGCCCCACCCACGUGGCCGGCAUGCCCGGCCUGGCCUCCUCCUUCCACACAGCCGUCCUGAAUCUCAUCAAGGCCAACGACGCGCAUGCCGCCUUCAGCUCCUGCUGCGUCCCCACGCGCCGCCGGCCCCUCUCUCUGCUCUACUACGACCAGGACAACAACGUCGUCAAGACCGACAUCCCCGACAUGAUCGUGGAUGCCUGCGGCUGCACCUAA